This is a messenger RNA of Rhagoletis zephyria (snowberry fruit fly), 702 nucleotides long. NCBI's taxonomy places the organism in Eukaryota, Metazoa, Arthropoda, Insecta, Diptera, Tephritidae. The record is from RefSeq and is a predicted model, not a curated record.
AUGAAUAGAAAACGGUAUUUCCAGGAGCUUGCUUUUAAAGAGAAAACACCAGUGGGCAAAUUAAGCACUGAGCUUAGAAAAGCCCUCCAUCUGGAAGACGAUAUGCUACCGGUGUGGAUCUACAGAAUGCGUAUUCUCGGCUAUCCACCCGCCUGGAUGAAAGAUGCGGAAAUGUCGACACUAAACAUCAUCGACGGAUCUGCUGGCCCAUCAACAACUGACAACAGCAAUACUCUGACUGAAGAAGGAGAAAUCAAAGAGACGCAACUGCCCUCACAACAGUACAACAAAGACUCCCUAAUCGAGUUUCCUGGUUUUAAUGCACCUAUUCCCGAUAAUGUCAAAGAUGACUGGCUAAUUCUCGGUAUGCCGCCACUUAUUAUGAAUCAGCAGCUGAGUGAAGCUGUAAAAUCAAUGAAAAUGAUUGAACCUGUGCCGUACAAGCGAUCGAAACUUGAUAUUUCAACUGGCUCCGGACGUUCGUCACCUGAAAGUGUUCAGCAAAUGGAUGCAGAGGUGAAUGACAUUUCUCUAGAGCAAGACUCGACUGCAGAUGAUAGUCUGGAAGUCAACGGUGAAAAGGAUGAAAGCGGUGAAUUAUCCACUGUUGAUGAAACAAACAGUGAAUCAAAAACAAGCACUGAAGAAAUUCAAGAGGACAACAAUGAUAAUUCCUCUUCUACUGGUGAUCGCAAGGUCACU